Molecule: messenger RNA, 2220 nt
Organism: Strongyloides ratti
Lineage: Eukaryota; Metazoa; Nematoda; Chromadorea; Rhabditida; Strongyloididae
Product: DE-cadherin
Exons: 2
Coding region: 1-2220 (739 amino acids)
Biological process (GO): homophilic cell-cell adhesion
Cellular component (GO): plasma membrane
Molecular function (GO): calcium ion binding
Source: RefSeq, a predicted model, not a curated record
AUGACUAUUAAUGUACAAUCAAUUGUGAUUUUAUUUUUUAGUUUUGCUAUUAUUCAAAGCAAAGGACGAUUACCAUGUUUUUUUCCUGAAUCAGAUGUUGAGCCAUUUACUACAGAAGUUAUGGCAAAUAAUCUUCAUGAAUUAUCUGUUCUUAAUACUGUUGUUGAACCUCCACAUGCUGAUUUGUCUAUUCUUAAUGUUAGAAGUAACAAUCUACCCAAGGUUAAUUUCUCUUCAGCAUUUGAACUUCGCCGUCACUCAAAUGGUCAAUUUAUUAUAAUUUUAAAACCAAAUUUUUUAUUACCCCCAUAUCCAGGGCAUAUAAAUGAAACGAGCCUAACAAUAACCGUUUUAUGCAACAAAUCAUCCUAUCAAUUGUUAACAUUAAAAGUUAAACAAGCAAACUUGUUUCCACCAAUCUUUUAUAAUACACCAUAUAAAUUAUAUAUAUCACAGGAUAUUGAAAGUGGAACAAUAUUAGAAAGUCCAAUUCUUGCUAUUGAUUGGGAUCCACAAAAAAAAUAUACAAUAACAUAUAAAAUUAUUUCUGGUAAUAUUGAUGAAACAUUUUCAUUAAUUGUCUCUAAUUUAACAUUUUAUAAUCGUCGUGUUCUUCCAACUAAAACUCCAGAAGGUAGACAAAUCCCUAUUCGUUGGACACAUUCUCAACUACCACCAAUAGUAAAUAUUUUAGUUAAUCAUCCACCAAAACAACGUCAAUAUAAUUUAAUUAUAGAGGGAAGUGAUAAUGAUGAAAAUCAUCCUUAUAAUACAACUGUUAAUUUAACAAUUUAUGUUGAUAUGAAAAAUGAAAUUAUACCUGUAUUUAAUGAAAAAGAAUAUACAUCAAUAUAUUCAUAUAAUAUAAAAGCUGGUGAUAUUUUAAAAAUAGAUAAACCUAUAGAAGCUAUUUAUGAUAAAAAUAUACAAUCAAAUGAAACAAUUUUAUAUGUUUUAGAAGAAUCUGAUAUUACAAAUUUACUUGAUAUGGAUUUAAUAACAGGAGUUAUAAGUGUUAAAAAAAAUUUUACACCUGAUAAUAUUAGUGGUACAAUUAAGGUAGAAUUACGUGCAUACUCAUCAAAUAAUCCUCAUCGUUACUCAACAUCAACAUUAAUAUUAAAAGAAGAUACUUCUAAUAUUAUUGGACAUUUCUCACCAUGUUAUCAAGAAGUAUCAAUUAAAGAAAAUUCUAAAAAUGGAACAAUAUUAACAAAAUUAAAUGUUGUUGGAUCAUAUUUAAAAAUUAUUCUUUUAGAUAAUCAUGGAAUAUUUAGUAUAAAUAAUGAAAAUGAAAUAAUUGUAAAUGAUGAUACAUUAUUAGAUCGUGAAGAAAUACAAAAACUUCAAAUAAAAGCACAACUUAUUUAUAAUAUUACAGAUAUUGAUAAAACAAAUUUAUUAGAAUCAUUAUGUAAUAUUAGUAUUAUAAAUGUAACAAUACUUGAUGAAAAUGACAAUAGUCCCCAAUUUGAUAAACCAUCAUAUUAUUUUGGUUUUACAAAUAUUCCCCAAAAUAAUACUGAAGUUGGUAUAAUAAGAGCUUUUGACAUUGAUGAAGGUAUUAAUAGUGAUUUAGAAUAUAUAAUUAAUAGUAAUGAAAAGGAAGAUGAUUUACCUUUUAUACUAGUUUAUAAAGAUAAUGGUGUUGCAAUUGUUUUUGAAAAAAAAAAUUCUUUACAAAAAAUUAAAAAAUAUUAUACAUUUAUUGUUGAGGUUAGUGAUUUAUCUGAUAACCCUAGAACAAGUAAAAUGACAAUUGCUAUUGAUUUUAAUGCUGAUCCUGAAAGAUUAAGACAAGAAAAAUUUAUGGAAAAUAGUGAUGAUAUAUUUAAUGAAAAAAAUAAUAGAAAAAUUAUUGAUAAUCAUAUACCAUUAUUUGGUGUUAUAACAAGUGAAAAUAAUGAUAAUACAUUAGUAGAUUUUGAUAAAGAUGAAACACCACAAUAUAUAAGACAUUUUGAAAAGGAUAAAUAUAUUUUUGAUGUAUAUGGUGUUAUUGAUGUUAAUCAGUAUGUAGGAAGUGUAAGAAUUAUUGAUGCAUUACCAAAUGAAGAAUUAACAUAUGAAUUAGAAGUUACAACACCAGGUGUAUUUGAAAUAAAUACUGGAACUGGUGAUAUAUUUACUGGAUCAAAUUUAAUGUCAAUGGAACAUGAUGGUCUUGAAUUUGUUUUUGAAGUAACUGCACGUCGUAAACAUUUUAAAGUUGUAAGUUAA